Molecule: messenger RNA, 2391 nt
Organism: Echinococcus granulosus
Lineage: Eukaryota; Metazoa; Platyhelminthes; Cestoda; Cyclophyllidea; Taeniidae
Product: Extended synaptotagmin-2
Exons: 21
Coding region: 1-2391 (796 amino acids)
Biological process (GO): lipid transport
Molecular function (GO): lipid binding
Source: RefSeq, a predicted model, not a curated record
AUGGAUAAAAGCCUUGAUAAGCCCCAAAAUGAGAAAACUGGUGUCAAGUUUGAUAUUCUGUCAACAGCGCGGACAUAUAUCAAACUAAUUAGCUGUUGGGUUGCUAUAUGGGGACUCGGCUACUACAAGUUCAGUCCCAGUUGGGUGGCCUUUGGGGCUAUCGGCUAUAUGGCCUAUUCACGUGCAUAUGAAAAGCGGAACCUUGUGAGUUCUGUUAUGAGGACCAUAACUGAAGAUGAAAAGGCAUCAGUCAUCAAGAAUAUUGGUUCCCAUGAGUUACCUGCCUGGGUUUACUUUCCGGAUAUUGAGCGCGCUGAGUGGCUUAACAAAGUUGUUCAACGGAUGUGGCCAUACAUAAGUGAAUAUGUCAAUAAAGUUUUAGUUGUGACCGUGCAACCGGCUGUGAAUGCUAACCUCCCCUCUUCCCUACAGCCCUUUUUAUUUCUGCGCACUGAUCUUGGGGACGCGCCCCCUCGUAUUGGUGGUAUAAAAGUUUAUGUAGAGGAAAGUAUUCAGCGGGAUGAGGUCGUUAUGGACGUCGACUUGAUGUUAUAUAGCGACGCUAGAAUCAAGGUUUCCGUGGGCAAGAUCGUUGCUGGUGUUAAGGAUUUUGAGCUUCGUGGGACGCUUCGAAUUUCGCUAAAACCACUUGUUUCACAAAUUCCCUUCGUUGGGGCAGUAACUGUGUGUUUCCUCGAUAAUCCGGAUACUGUUAGUUCGCUUUGCGUUCUUCCGAAUCGGAUUUCGGUUCCUCUCGUAAACAAUGUCAUUCUGGAGCAAAUUAGAUUCCCUUCAGCCCAGGGAGCUAUUCGCGUUGAGGUCAUCUCUGCUAGCGACCUUGUAUCUGCCGAUGUAAAUCUUGUUGGGCAAUCGUCUUCUGAUCCCUACUGCGUUGUUCGAGUCAGUACUGUACUGUGCCUUAACUUCAUGGGAGCGGCAGAACCUGUGACACUGAAAAGUGAUUGUAUAGUUAAGAUGCUUCAAUGCUUUCUGCAGCCACUCCUGAUAAUGAUGGCUACAAUUUUUGUUUCAGUCGGAGCAGAAAAGUUUGUCACAAAAGUAAUAAGUCGGACGCUUAGUCCAACGUGGAAUGAAUGCUUCGAGGCAAUUGUUGAUCAAAGAAUGGGUCAGUCGGUGAUCAUUGAGGUUUGGGACAAAGAUGCUAGUAGUAAAGACGACGAAUUGGGCCUAACAACGAUUCCGAUUGAGGAGGUUUACUUACGCGGACAAAUAAAUUCGGUGAAGAUGCUGGAGGGUGUCAAAAAAGGCAAGGUUCAUAUGAAAGUAACAUGGCUGGAUCUGUCACCCAACGCGUCGGAUUUUGUCGCGGUUGAACAAGCUCGGCGGGCUUCCUCCGCAGAGAAGGCCAUUUUUAACAGCUACCUCUUCGUUCGUGUCGAGCAAGGCAGAAAUCUCAUGCGUUUAAGGUUCUUGCAGGAGCCGUCACCCUAUUGUGUUCUGCAAAUUGGCAACGUAGUACAGAAUACGGUGGUGCGUGAGAAAACCCAAAAUCCCAUUUGGGAGUCCCCUCACCACUUUCUCUUCUCCAAUCCGGAUAUCCAAACCCUCAACAUCGAGAUUCGUGACAGCAAAUUGGAGGUUGUUUUGGGCACCCUAGCAAUCCCAUUAAAACACCUGAAGGCUGAGAAGAAUAUGACAGUGACGCAGCCCUAUGUUCUUCAGGCAGCAGGUCCGGACAAUGCCACCCUCUACCUUCAUCUCGAACUGCGGGCGCUAGUGCCGGGCCCAGACAGGCGGCCGCAUCAAGAUCGCGAGCCUAUGGACUCCAGGGGCUCCGAAGAGGCCUCAGCACCCUCCUCCCCACUCGCCACAGCCUUUGGGAAUUCCCGAGAGUCCUUGGCGAAACCCUCGCCCGACCGCCAUUCUCCGCCCUCACCCCAGACUGAAAACGUCGUUCGUCAUCGCAAUGGUGGUUCAAAAAGCAGCGGGGAGGAAGAUCACGUUUUGGUGGCUCCGCCCAACCCGGCUGGUCGGGUAAGGCUAACGAUGCGCUAUGAUGCGGAUAUGGAGAUUCUCGAAGUUACUGUGGACCGCGCCGAGAAUAUCUUGGGUGUGGACAAGGAUGGCUUGUCAGAUCCUUACGUGAAGUUGAGCGUCAUCGAUAGCUCCGGACACACUGUUGGCGAAUCGAAAAAAACCAGAGCCGUGAAGAACGAUCUAAAUCCAAUUUUCGAGCAGAGCUUUGAGUUCUCAGUGAAGUCGGAGGUCAUGGAGACCUGCAAGCUCUGGGUGGAUGUGAAGAACCAUGUUGGUCCUCUGCAACGCAACACCCACAUACGCAACCUGGGCUCUGUCUUAGUGAGUCUACGGGAACUAAAAUGUGACAACGGAUUCACCGAGUGGUACUGGCUGCAUAGAUCCCUGGACUAA